Messenger RNA from Arxiozyma heterogenica, 2082 nucleotides. It is a transcript of the gene FUS2, whose product is annotated as Fus2p. NCBI's taxonomy places the organism in Eukaryota, Fungi, Ascomycota, Saccharomycetes, Saccharomycetales, Saccharomycetaceae. The coding region runs from base 1 to 2082 and encodes 693 amino acids. Gene Ontology annotation, molecular function: guanyl-nucleotide exchange factor activity. The record is from RefSeq and is a predicted model, not a curated record. Gene Ontology annotation, biological process: regulation of actomyosin contractile ring contraction; regulation of division septum assembly. The transcript has a single exon. Gene Ontology annotation, cellular component: cytoplasm.
AUGUUUAAAACUUCUAAUUUAUUCGAAGCACUUAAUAUUCCUUUAAGCAAUACCCUGACCCCAAUUAGAGAUUAUGAAAAUGAUUAUUUCCAUUGCAACGACAAUAAACUACCCACCUUUCAAAGGGUUUACUCGCAAUCACAUCGCAAUAGAGAUUCCAAUCGUCAUUAUCAAAUAAAUAAUAUAUCAAACAAAAAACCUUUUAGUUUAGAUUUAAGUAAAAUUAAUCGGACUUCUCUACCACAAAAUAAGAAAACAACACCUAUAUUAAAUAUCAAUGGUUGUGAUGAAACGAUAUCGUCAAGUAGCUCAGAAAUGACCAAGGAAUUAAAUAGAGCAAGUAAAACAGAAAUUUUAGAAAGUUACUCAUCACUUCAUGAAUCUGUUAGUGACGAAAGCGAUGAAAUGACAUUUUAUCAAAUAAUAAGAAAGUUAUACGAGUCUGAAAUUGAAUAUAUUGAAACAAUGCAAAUGGCAACGUGUGUCUACAGAAAAGCCCUGCAUACUCAUCCAAAAUUUAAAAAGAAGCUCUUUGACCCCAAUUCAUCAGAUGAAGUAUUAUUGUUUGGUAAUAUUGAUACAAUCGCUUCUAUUAGCAAAAUAUUUGUAGCAUCUUUUAAUAAACUCUUACUUGGGGAUAAUAUACAAAAUGAAAUAGAUGUCAAUUUUUGGGAUAAGUUACUCGAGGAUGGUGAUUCAUUAAAAAGAAUGUAUGAUACUUUUGAUAUUGGAAAUCUAUUUGAACAACAUCUUCAUAGAAUAAAGACAACAUAUUUGAAUUAUUUUGUAACAGAAAGAAAACAGAUUUAUCUGUAUAAACAAUUACAAGAAAAAUAUCCAACUUUAUUUCAAAAAUGGAUAGAGUACUGUUUGACAAGAUGUCAGUUCACUCAUUUAGAAAUAAUAUUAAGAAGACCAAUGCAAAGGGUACACGAAUGGAUUAACAUUUUAUCCGAUCUUCUCCAAAUUGGUAGCAUUGGUUCACUACUGUCUGAUAAUUUAAUAAAAACGCUUAAUCAGUCAUUGCAUAACUAUAAAGAAUUUGUUUGUCAUAUAGAAAAUGAAAUAUCUGAGUACAAUGGGAUGAAUAACAAGAAUUAUGACUAUAGUUUAACUCCUAUGGAAAUUAUUGAAAGUUAUCAUAAUGCUUAUCAAGAUAUUCAAAAUAGUAAUGAUUGUAAUAAGGACACUCAUUCCAUGAAUAAUUUUUCCAAUACAUCGUGUUGUUACUCUAACUCUUUAGAACAAAGCAAGGGUCUCCUCAAUCCUAUAGAAAAUCCCAACUAUAAUACAGAAUAUAAUAACAUUAACUUUUUGAACAAAAUGACCUUACCAGAGAAUAUUGUCAUAUUUAAAAAUAUAUUCAACAAUAUAAAUAAAUUACGAAUUUUAUUUUGUAAGAUGAAUUUUUUUUCUUUAAUAGACCGCAACAUUAACAAUCUUCAGAAAUGGAUUGAUAUCGAAAGAUGUGAAACUUUUUUUGAUAAUAACAUACUUUUAGUAAAUAAUCAAGAAAAUAACAGAUUAUUUCUUCCUAUAUCGCCUGAAUACCUAGAAGAAUUAAAAAAAAUAAAAAAAAAGAUAACAAUAUUAAAAUUGACAGAUUUUGAAGUUGGCAUAAUGAUCCCAUUGAAUAAACUAUUAAAGGCCAGUUCCCAAAUUCGACAUAAUUUGAAAGAUUUGAAGACGUUAAAAAAAGAUUACAUUAUCUAUCUUAAAGAGAAAAAAACCAAUGUAUACGAUGUGAAAAGACAUGUUAUUGGCAAGCAUUACGAACAAUUACAGAAUAAAAUUGAAAGAGACUUACCAGUCUUUAUCCGCUUGGUUUAUCAAUUAAUAGAAUUAAUUAUAUUAAACUAUAACAAGUUAAUGAUGAAUUUUUUUGAAAUUAUGAGUGGUGGGCAUUCAUAUUUACAAAAAGAUAUACAAUCAACAGCUAGUAAUACAUCUGUCUUACAUGCAGAUAUUCUGCAGCAAUAUUCGGCUUCUAGACAUUAUGUCAAGAAGUUAGUUAGAGACAAUUGGCAAUUUCCAUGUGAUACCAGUGUAUCAAGACCAUUGCGAAGAUUAUUUGAACUCUAA